Messenger RNA from Abrus precatorius (Indian licorice), 2068 nucleotides. Its product is annotated as cytochrome P450 71A22-like. Gene Ontology annotation, molecular function: oxidoreductase activity, acting on paired donors, with incorporation or reduction of molecular oxygen; heme binding; iron ion binding. The coding region runs from base 17 to 1438 and encodes 473 amino acids. The transcript is spliced from 3 exons. NCBI's taxonomy places the organism in Eukaryota, Viridiplantae, Streptophyta, Magnoliopsida, Fabales, Fabaceae. The record is from RefSeq and is a predicted model, not a curated record.
GUUAACAAGUAAAAACAUGCAUUCAUUCCCCAUGGUUUUCUUCGACACCUUUCUGCUCUUUCUUUCUCUUAUCCUCAUCAUCAAACGAUAUUCCAAUGCAUCAACCACCAAAAACUCACCCCCUUCACCUCCAACGUUACCUCUUAUAGGUAACCUUCAUCAACUAGGUUUGCUCCCACACCGCACACUCCAUUCUUUAGCCCAAAAAUAUGGCCCUUUAAUGCUCCUCCAUUUUGGGAAGGUGCCAGCACUUGUGGUAUCUUCUGCUGAAGCAGCGCGUGAGGUGAUGAAAACUCACGACCUUGUUGUCUCCGAUAGGCCACAAAGUAAAGUGUGGAAGAUUCUCUUUUAUGAUACCAAAGACAUGGCAAGUGCUUCAUAUGGGAAGAGUUGGAGGAACUUAAGGAGUUUGAGUGUGUGUCACCUUUUUAGUAGCAAAAAGGUGAAUUUAUCUGAGUUGCUUGGCUUAUUGUCGAAUGAUGUAAUAUGUAGAGUGGCUCUUGGAAGGAGAUACCGUGGAGUAGAAGGGAAGGGGUUUGAAAGGGUUCUUUUGGAGUUUGAUGAGUUAGUGGGGACUGUGUCUAUAGGGGAUUAUAUGCCUUGGCUUGAUUGGUUGAGCAAGGUUAAUGGUUUGUAUGGUAGGGCAAAGAGGGUGGCCAAAUAUUUGGACCAAUUUUUAGAUGAAGUAAUUGACGAGCAUAUCAGUGGUGGGUCUAGGAAUAGCAAAGAUGGGCUUGAGGCAGAGCGUGAUUUUGUGGAUGUUUUGCUUUCCCUCGAAAAGACUGAUACUGAAGGCUUCCCUGUCGAUAGAAAUGUAAUAAAGGGUUUGAUAGUGGACAUGUUUGUUGCAGGUACUGAGACUACUCAUGCAACAAUGGAGUGGGCAAUGACAGAACUAUUGAAGCAUCCAAUUGUGAUGCAUAAAUUGCAAAACGAGGUGAGAAGUGUGGUUGGUAACAAGACUCACGUAACUGAGGAUGAUUUGGGUCAGAUGAAGUACUUGAAGGCUGUGAUUAAGGAAACGUUUCGCCAUCAUCCCUCAGUUCCUGUAAUUCCUCGAAAAUCUUCUGAAGAUAUCAAAGUGAACGGCUAUGACAUUGCUGCUGGCACACAGGUAUUAGUGAAUGUUUGGGCAAUUGGAAGAGACCCUUCUUCAUGGUACCAACCUCUAGAGUUUAAUCCAGAGAGAUUCCUUAACAAUUCAAUUGAUUUCAAAGGACAUGAUUUUGAGUUAAUCCCUUUUGGAGCUGGAAGGAGGGGUUGCCCUGGAAUGCUAUUUGCCAUUGCUACUAUUGAGAUGGUAAUAGCAAACCUUGUCCACCAAUUUGAUUGGGCACUGCCUUGUGGGGAGGACUUGAAUAUGUCUGAAAAUCCUGGCAUGGCUAUUCUUAGAAAAUUUCCACUCAUGGCCGUAGCAACUCUACAUGAUAGAAAUUAAUAUAUUUGACUAGAAAAAGGAACUAAUGAUGAUGUAAGGAAUAAAGUUGUGUCACAUGCAUGUUAUGUGAUUCAUGACUCUUGUAACUGCGUUGUAGUUAAUUUUAGGUUAGUAUUGUGGUAUGAAGAUUGCUGUAAUUCCAAUAUAAGUUGUGAUUAAUGUAUAAUGACUAGAAAAAAAAAGUUAUGAUAAAAGGAAUAAAGUUGUGUCACAUAUAUAUUGUGCGACAGACACAUCAUGCUCUCUUACAUUAAUGGAUACAAUUGUAUUGUAGUUAAUUUUAGGUCAGUAUUGUGGUUGGAGGUUGCUAUAUAAUUCCAAUAUAGACAACUCUCCUAUAUGGUAAAAUACCACCCAACAUACCCUCCUAAAUGGCUGGCACUUCAUCCUCCAUUGAAGCUAUUGACACACUCCUUGGGAGGAUUGGACUGAGUUGAAGGCUAUAUACCACCUUGAGGACAAGGUGCUACUAGAAAGAGGGAAUGAUGCCAACCCAAGUCCGAUGAUCAUGGUCCAAAUACAAUUGCUUCCGAAACUAUUACUAAGUGUGUGCAUGGUUUGUGAUAUACAGUCAUGGAGAGGAAGGAAAGGGAGUCAAAUAUUAUUCUAUAAGAUUUUGAUUUCCUUCUC